AUGCCCCCAGGAAACCAAGGCAAGCCGCCCAGCUAAGAAGAAAAGGGUGAGCUCCAGAUGUCAUCAGAGCUAUCGGAAUCCAGGCUCAGAAGUGGCCAGCCGCCAGCCCUCCUGAAAUUCAGAGACAGUGCCAUGAGGGUCCCUCCCCUGGACACAUCUCCUCAGUAAACUCUCCAGUGCUGGGCGGAGGGCCUCCCAACCGUGCUCACCUCUUUCCUGCUGUGUAUCUCCACUACCGUUCAUUAAGAUGUUGAAUCCGCAACACAAAGCACGGCUGGAGCGCCGGAUUGUCGGCUCAACCAACCGGUGGCGUCUGCCUCAGGAGCCUUUCUUCGGGGACCUGCUGGCACUCCCCCAGAUGUGCCAGGCUUUGGGCAUAGACAUUGAGGAAACUCUGAAGAACCCAGAAAGGUUACGUAUUCCAAAAAUCCAGAAAAUUUUCACGGAGAAUUUGAAGGACAAGGCCAGCCAAAACGGGGAAGCAGACGUGACUCUCGAAUGCCUCGGCUUCAAGUGGGAACUCCACCAGCCCCAGCUGUUCCAGUCGGAGACCUUGACCAAGCUGUACUUGGCCGCCCUGGGCCGGGGCGGUUCAAGCCCCCGCCGAGCUCUGUUGCCUGGGAAGGUCCAAGAACGCAACCGUGUAAAGAGGAUGAUCAUUUCCCUGAAGAUCAACGAUCCAGCGGUCACCAGAGCUGCCUUCGCCACGGCUCUGAAGAACCUCUACCUGAAGGAUGAGGAGAUGAACGUGGAAGAAGUCCUGGGCGUGCUGGCCUCCGCCCACGUCCUGCAGUUCAGCCGCCUGUUCAAGAGAUGUGUGGUCACGAUGAUGAACGGACUGAAGCCAAGCACCAUCAAGAACUUCUACCUGGCUGGCCACAGGUACAAGGAAGAGCAGCUCACCACCGCUUGCGAGAAGUGGCUGGAAAUGAACUUGGUCCCCCUAAUGGCGACACAGAUCCAUCUUCGGCAUAUCCCUCAGGAGCUGCUCCAAAAGGUGCUGAGGUCCCCCAGGUUGUUCACCUUCAGCGAGUUUCAUCUUCUGAAAACUUUACUCAUGUGGGCCUACCUGCAGCUCAACAGCAAGAUCCAGGCCAUCCCCAUCCACGAGACCAUGCUGACGUUUUUCAACAGAAGGAAGCAUCCUGAAGGGCUUCUGUUCUUCUCUGUGCCUCUGCUAAGCUUUCCCAAGAAGUGCUGCUUUCUGGACCGAGACAUAGGACAGAGCUGGCUGCCGCUCUUCCUUUGCUUGCGUCUGCACAGCAUCACUAGCGGCAGGGAUCUGGAGGAGUUAAGGCACAUUAACUUCUUUCCCGAGUCCUGGCUGAUCCGGGUUACAGCCAACCAUUACCACGCAGGCCCGGCACACAGUAGGUUUUCCAUAAAUUCUUGUGGACCAGAUGAAUGGCUGGACAGAGGGUCUGGAGAUGGAACUCCUCCCAGGACCGUGGUGGUGGCGGCUGGGGAGACCCAGGAAGAUGGGGGAGGCGACAGAGGCUCCUUUCCACUGCUGGAGAACACCACUCAUUCAAAGAUGAUUUCUAUAUAUGGAUUCUUCUUUGAGAUAAAGGGAAUCAAACAUGACACUACCUCUUACAGUUUUUACAUGCAGAGAAUAAGGCACACAGACUUGGAUUCCCCCUCCACCAUCUGCGAGCACAGCGCUGUCAGCCUGAAGUCGGAGCGUCUGGUGAAGUAUGAGAUCCGAGCCCAGGCCCUGGUGGAAGGCAGGUGGCAGGAGUUCAGCACCAACCAGAUCACACAGAAGUUCGGCUUCGUCCAGCCGUGCUGCAGAAGCCACGCCCUGAAAAUCCAAACUGUGGGCAUCCCAAUCUAUGCAAGUUUUGCAUUCAUCUUCCCACUAUCUUGACAGUUUCCAGAAGAUUCUAUGGGAUUCCCCCCACGUGGGUCUGCAUAAAAGGAAAUAAAAUGACAUUAAAGGGGA
Messenger RNA from Ictidomys tridecemlineatus (thirteen-lined ground squirrel), 1945 nucleotides. NCBI's taxonomy places the organism in Eukaryota, Metazoa, Chordata, Mammalia, Rodentia, Sciuridae. The record is from RefSeq and is a predicted model, not a curated record.